AUGAGUCCUCUUUCCCGAGAACUUCAACCAACGGAUAUCCGGCCGCAGCAUCCUCUUACUUGGUUAGCUCUCAACAAUACCCAACAUCAUCCCAGCAAUAUCCAUCAGGGUCUCAGCAGCAUCCAUCGGGUUCGCAACAACAUCCGUCAGGUUCCCAACAACAUCACAGCCAAGGGCGGCCCGCCGAGAGUCCCUAUCCGCGGGAAGCGGACCACCUCCGGGAGUCCCAUUAUCGGUUGCGGCACCUCCUCCAAUGACUCGAACCAACGAACAUCCGGCUGCAACACCCUUGGGCUUGGGGUCCCCGCCUAUUUCCCUUUCACCUGGAACGGUUCAUAUGCUAAAUUACAGAUCCCGCACAGAAACAAAAGUCGUGAUGGCAUUGAGGGCAACGAUAGAAGUUACGACAAUGAAGGGGGUGGAUCAAAGGAUAAAGCUGGGGCAAGACAGACUUGGUACCUCGGACAAUUAUUGGACAAUGAAAAAUACACGUGGUCAGGACUGGGUCAGCAACACUCUGUCCGCGUCAGAUCCAGUGGACGUCGUCUCCGUGAUGUAUUGCUGGCAAGGGGAAUGGAGCCGGAAGGGCGGUUAAAAGAGGAGUGUCCCGGUGCUCUUGGUGGUGCUUUUGGUGAGUCCUCAUCGACAUCGUCCACUUCCCCUGUUCGGAGACAACAAGAACAAGAAAUGUUCCCCGGGUCCGCUCCAACCCGAGACUACCCCUGCGAACGAAACUGCGGCCAGUGGACACCAGGUCGUUACCGGUCUGAAAUGUACUGCAUGAGCGAGUACUGUGACGUUUGUAUCCACAAGAGACGGACUGAUGUGGCGCCGUGGACGGAUCCGAAUACUUCCCAGCGUACCGAUCCGCAGUAUUCCCGGUAUUAUGAUACGUAUGGGGUUGCUCCUCCUGUAAGUGGUGGUGGACAAGUUGAUCCGGGGUAUGGUGGUGGUGGUGGUUACGGUGGCGGUGGACAGGUUGAUCCGAGCUAUGGUGGUGGUGGCUACGGUGGUAGUGAUCCCUCGGGUUAUGGAGGUUAUGGUGGUGGUGGACAAAUUGAUCCGGGAUACGGUGGUGGUGGUGGUGGCUAUGGAGGUGGUGAUCCCUCGGGGUAUGGUGGUUACGGAGGUGGUGAUCCUUCGGGCUCAGGAUACGGCGGCGGCGGCGGCGGUUACGAUGGUGGAGGCUUCCCUCCGAACCCGAUGCCAGGACCGAAUCCGGCGGAGAAUCCCAUUCCCAAUAAUCCAUUCACUGGCCCAAACCCGCGGCCGCGGCCUUCAUGGUUGAACGACGAGGAGGAGAAUAAGGGAAGUGAAAUGGAAAUGAAGGGAUUCGUCGAAGGGGAACAGGGUGGACAAUCGGAAGAGAAUAUGUGA
This is a messenger RNA of Neurospora tetraspora, 1377 nucleotides long. RefSeq lists its product as uncharacterized. Bases 1 to 1377 code for a protein of 458 amino acids. The record is from RefSeq and is a predicted model, not a curated record. Lineage: Eukaryota; Fungi; Ascomycota; Sordariomycetes; Sordariales; Sordariaceae. The transcript is spliced from 7 exons.